Molecule: messenger RNA, 8517 nt
Organism: Peromyscus maniculatus bairdii (prairie deer mouse)
Lineage: Eukaryota; Metazoa; Chordata; Mammalia; Rodentia; Cricetidae
Source: RefSeq, a predicted model, not a curated record
GUCCCUGGGGUACUCGAGGCUUAGCGCCACGGUUUUCCCAGGUAGGGCGCCGUCCUCCGAGACCCUAGAACUCAGGUCAGGGCGCGGCGCCCAGGGCCACCGUGGGCUUUCGCAGGGUCUACUGAGAGACCCUAGGGGUGUCUGGGGGUGUCGCUGAAGAAGGAGGAAGGGACGGAGCCUGGAAGGAGGCGGGUUCAGAGUGCUGAUCGCGGGCUUCUCUGGCCACGGCUCAGCGGCCGGGGAGUACCUCCUUCUGUUGCCAUCCACCCCACUUCCUUGCCUGGCCCCAUCCUCUGCACGCCUGGCCCCCCGCCCCUGCCGUCAUCACGCUCCCGGUGGCUUCUCCCAGCUUGGUACUUUCCUGCAGAGCCAUCCUUCUGGACAAACUUUGAUGGGGAAUUUCACACCGAGCUGGAAAAAUGCCGGUUAUGAAAGGAUUACUGGCUCCUCAGAACACCUUCCUGGACACCAUCGCCACCCGUUUCGACGGAACACAUAGCAACUUCAUCCUGGCCAAUGCCCAAGUUGCAAAGGGGUUCCCCAUAGUCUACUGUUCCGAUGGCUUCUGUGAGCUGGCUGGGUUUGCACGAACUGAAGUCAUGCAGAAGAGCUGCAGUUGCAAGUUUUUGUUUGGUGUGGAGACCAACGAGCAACUGAUGCUUCAGAUAGAAAAAUCCUUGGAGGAGAAGAUAGAGUUCAAAGGAGAAAUUAUGUUCUACAAGAAGAACGGUAAGUCGCCUUGCUUUGGCACAUGCUGGAGAGGAGCAGCCUUUCUCAGCCUGCGCAUCACUGCUCCCAGGUUGGGAACUGCUGACUUAGAACCAGGAAGCAGAUUCCCACAUAGCUUCAAAAGUGCAAGGUGCCCUGCAGACUUCUGCAUGACUCCCUACAGAGCCAAAGGAAGAUCAAGAGCGGGGACCCACUUUGACUCAGCCCGGAGACGAAGUCGAGCCGUCCUGUAUCACAUUUCAGGACACCUGCAAAGAAGAGAAAAGAACAAAUUGAAAAUAAAUAAUAAUGUGUUUGUAGAUAAACCAGCAUUUCCAGAAUACAAGGUUUCUGAUGCAAAAAAAUCCAAGUUCAUCCUGUUGCAUUUCAGCACUUUCAAAGCUGGCUGGGACUGGCUCAUUCUGCUGGCAACAUUUUAUGUAGCUGUGACAGUACCUUACAACGUGUGCUUCAUUGGCAAUGAGGACCUGUCCACAACUCGGAGCACAACAGUCAGUGACAUUGCAGUGGAGAUUCUUUUCAUUAUAGAUAUUAUUCUAAAUUUCCGAACAACUUAUGUCAGCAAGUCUGGCCAAGUUAUCUUUGAAGCCAGAUCUAUUUGCAUCCACUACGUCACGACUUGGUUCAUCAUUGAUUUGAUUGCUGCCCUGCCCUUUGACCUCCUAUAUGCUUUCAAUGUCACAGUGGUGUCCCUUGUGCAUCUCCUGAAGACUGUCCGGCUGCUGCGUCUUUUGCGCCUCCUGCAGAAACUGGACCGUUAUUCUCAGCACAGCACAAUCGUCCUCACCCUGCUCAUGUCCAUGUUUGCUCUCCUUGCACACUGGAUGGCAUGUAUCUGGUAUGUCAUUGGAAAAAUGGAGAGGGAGGACAACAGCCUUCUCAAGUGGGAAGUCGGCUGGCUUCACGAGCUGGGAAAGAGACUGGAAUCUCCGUACUAUGGCAACAACACGAUGGGGGGCCCAUCCAUCCGAAGUGCCUACAUUGCUGCCCUGUACUUCACUCUCAGCAGCCUCACCAGCGUUGGAUUUGGGAAUGUGUCUGCUAACACGGAUGCAGAGAAGAUCUUCUCCAUCUGUACAAUGCUGAUUGGAGCUCUGAUGCAUGCCUUGGUGUUUGGAAAUGUGACUGCCAUUAUACAGAGAAUGUACUCCAGGUGGAGUCUGUAUCACACUAGAACCAAGGACCUAAAGGAUUUCAUCCGUGUGCAUCACCUGCCUCAGCAGCUCAAGCAGAGGAUGCUUGAGUACUUUCAGACAACCUGGUCAGUCAACAAUGGAAUAGAUUCAAAUGAGCUUUUGAAAGACUUUCCAGAUGAGCUGCGCUCUGACAUCACAAUGCAUCUAAACAAGGAGAUCUUACAGCUGUCCCUGUUUGAAUGUGCCAGCCGGGGCUGCCUUAGAUCUCUGUCUCUCCACAUCAAAACAUCAUUCUGUGCUCCAGGAGAGUAUCUGCUGCGCCAGGGAGAUGCUCUGCAGGCCAUCUACUUUGUGUGCUCAGGCUCCAUGGAAGUUCUUAAAGACAGCAUGGUAUUGGCUAUUCUAGGGAAGGGGGAUUUAAUUGGAGCAAAUCUAUCAAUUAAAGACCAAGUGAUCAAGACCAAUGCUGACGUGAAGGCUCUGACUUACUGUGAUCUUCAGUGUAUCAUCCUUAAAGGUCUCUUUGAGGUCCUGGGCCUUUACCCUGAGUACGCACACAAAUUUGUAGAAGACAUCCAGCACGACCUCACAUACAACCUUCGAGAAGGUCAUGAGAGCGAUGUAAUAUCAAGAUUAUCAAACAAAUCAGCAGUCUCACAGGCAGAGCCCAAGGGGAAUGGAAGCAUCAACAAGAGACUGCCAGCCAUUGUGGAAGAUGAGGAAGAAGAGGAGGAGGUGGAGGAAGAGGAGACCACCUCCCUCUCUCCUAUAUACACAAGGGGACCCUCUGCUUCACGCCACAAGAAGACUGUAGGCAACAAGAGCUACCUAGGAUUAAGCCUAAAGCAACUAGCCUCAGGGACAGUACCUUUCCACUCACCCAUCAGAGUCUCUGCUGCUAACUCCCCAAAAGCCAAGCAAGAGGCUGAGCCACCUCACCAUGGCCGAAGGAAAGAGAAGAACCUGAGAGUGCAGCUUUGCAGUCUGAAUAGCGCUGGAACCCCAGAGCUCAGUCCAAGGAUUGUUGAUGGAAUUGAAGAUGGUGAUAGCAAUGAGGAAACUCAGACUUUUGACUUUGGCUCUGAACAAAUCAGGCCAGAGCCCAGAAUUUCUCCUCCACUCAGAGACCCGGAGGUCGGAGCCGCUGUUCUGUUCAUCAAGGCUGAGGAAACAAAGCAGCAAAUAAACAAGCUCAACAGUGAGGUAACAACAUUGACUCAGGAGGUCUCGCAACUAGGGAAAGAUAUGAGGAACAUCAUGCAACUUCUAGAAAACAUCUUGUCACCUGAGCAGCCAUCAAGGUUUUGUUCUCUGCAUCCCGCUCCAAUGUGUCCUUCCAGAGAAAGCCUACAGACCAGGGUGAGCUGGAGUGCUCACCAGCCUUGCCUACAUUUUCAGGCAGGUGGAGCGCAGCUUUAUCAUGGUAAUGUCACCUCUGACAUCUGGAGUGUGGAUCCCUCCUCUUUGGGCAGCAGCCCUCAACGAACUGAAGCUCAUGAGCAAAACCCAGCAGACAGAGAACUGCAUCAUUCUCCAAACCUUGAUUAUUCCCCCUCCCACUGCCAGGUUAUCCAGGAAGGUCACUUGCAGUUCCUAAGGUGCAUCUCCCCCCAUUCUGAUACCACACUGACACCUUUGCAGUCCAUCUCAGCCACUCUCUCAUCCUCCAUCUGCUCCUCAUCAGAAACAUCCUUGCACCUGGUUCUCCCAAGUAGAUCAGAAGAGGACAGCACCACCCAUGGACCUGUGAGUUCCUUCAGUUUGGAAAACUUACCAGGCUCUUGGGACCAAGAAGCAAUGAUGUCAGCCUCUACAGAACCCUUGGAGAACUUUCCAGAAGUUGUCACAAGUACAGCAGAUGCAAAGGACAGCAAAGCCAUAAAUGUAUGAUAUCAGCACAUAAGGGCAGCUUCCAAUGCCAAACUGCUGCUGCAUGACAGCUCUAGUCGGCCUCUGGGGCCUCUAGUAGGCAUGGCGCCCAAGCAUUGUUGGGAAUUCUGCAGAAAAGAGGGCAAGGGGCCAGAGAAAGGCAGAUCCACUUCUUUACUGUAGCAAACAAUUUCUAGAUCUUGAAAAGCAUCAACCCUUCUUAUGUACAGGUAUUAACUUACUGGUCUGUUUGGCAGACUUUGGUAACCAUCCAAUGACCCUGAGGGUCUGAGUAGAUAGACACCCCAGACAAAGAGUUUGGGGAUGAGUUUUGUCAUAGUGCAUUUGUGAAGUGCAGCAAAGGUCUUUCCUGAGUGCCUGAUUGUCAUUCCUGAACAAUAUCUAUAGCAUUGUUGGCCUCGGGGGUGCAUGGCUCCCACUGAUCUAUUUUCCUUUUUGUGAAGGUAGAGGGACAAUUAUUACUGCAUGUCAUCUCCUAGACAAUCAGUAAAAUAGAGCUGGUAGCCAGUGGUUAGCUAGCCAUGCGUUAUUUGCCAUGUAAAUGAAAAUGUCUUUAUUUAUUGAAAAAAGAAGCUAUUUUUAUAACGUUGGUAUGAAAUAUGUAUUUAAACUAUUUAUAAAAUAUGAAUGUUUUCUUUUCAUUUUGGUAAAAAAAAGCUUGCUGUUUUAAUAAGAAAUGCACUACUGUUAUGUAUAGUAAAUCAAAAAUUAUUUAUCAUUAGAAGGUUGUAGUUUCUAAAGGAAUCCUCUUUUAUCUGCAUGCAAUUUAGAAAACAGAAAAAAAAGUGAACCCUCACAUUUCUGGGCUACCAAAAUAUGACAGUGGGGUCAUAUUUUAUUAAUGAAAUAAAAACAUGGACUCAGUGUGAACUCCAUGAGGUUUGGCCUGGUAAUGGAGAGGGCUCCUCAUCUCUGCUGACUUGUGCAAUGCUGUGGAGCCAGCAGCAGAUGUAACAGUCCUCUGAGCAGUGUAUUCUGUGGUUUAAGAGCCUAAAAUUUGUGUGUAUAAUAUGUGAUCAUAACCUACACUGAGCCACUUUGGGUUCAAAAUUAUGAAUGUGUCCUACCCUAGUUCCCCAUUUUAGGCAAGGCCAUGGAGCAACAUACAUCUCCAAAUGAGGCCAAGACUUGUGGACUAUGACUGCUGGGCACAGUACCCAUUUAAGACUGCCCAUGAUACUCGAUUAACUUAGGGCAGCAUUGAACCUUUGAAGUUAAAGCUCCCCAUGGGGCUGACAGCUACACAGUAGAUGCCAUGUGUGUGGCAAGAGAAGGGAAACUUGGGAUUACAUGGCUAGGAUGCUCACAGCUAGAACCCAAAAUGUUUCCAGUACUUCACACACACCAACAUGCAAAUUCCAAUGCUAUGUUUGGCAGUGAUGUAAACACAUUCAUUUAAGCUGCAUAUUGUGUUUAAGGACAUUUAGGCCUUCAUCUUCUCCAGUUUCCCAAUUAGUCCAUAUUCUGGAGCUCUUCUGGCCUUAUAUCCACUACAGAGGAUAAACAAUGCAGAAUUUCAUCAUUAAAAAAUAUCAAAACAAGCUGAGGUUUCUGGUGUUGUGAUUUGUACACCCUAACCUGGCUGGAGCAGCAGAACCAGAAAAGAACUCUUAAGGAAACAACACAGGAUUAGGCAACCUACCCAAAGGCUGAGGCAGUCUAUUCUUCAUACUUUCAACCUUUAGUCUUUUCUUAAGUUUGGGGGAAACUGAGGAAAGAGCAACGGUCUAGAUUUCAUGUGUUCAUUUGCAUCCCCCUUUCUUCUUUAUGUUUGACUUAUUUUAAGUGCUACUCAAAGAGAGUUCAUUGAAACAACAGGUUCAUGAAGUUCCACAUGACGAACCAGCAGGACUAUUACUGAUGCCAAGUAAAGAGACUCACAUUCUAUUCUCUGGUAUUGACUGUAUAGCAAGAGAUGUUUGGAAAUUACAUGUAUUAGUCUCUCUCAUAUAACCACCAAAUUAUAGUAAUAGUCAUCAUUGUUCCUAUUUUAAAAAUAAACAAUUGGGAUAUUUUUUUAAAAUUUUCCUCAUCAUAUUGUUUUAAAUUUUAGAACAUAUACACAAAUUGCCACUAAUGAUGCUUCAUAGCCACACACAUCCUUCGCUGCCUUUUAAAAUUCAUAAGUAAUUAACUUUCUUCUAAAUAAAUGAAUAAAUACUUGCUUCUGCUUUUUUACGUAGGUGAUUAAGUAGGAAGUUAGACAGCAUCUUCUCUUCUCUCAGUUGAUUUUAGUGGCUUAAGAACCAGCUGGAUAAAAGCAAACCAAACCUCAGAAAUGGCAGGACUCCCAAGGUCCCUUAUUUGAGAGUGCCUUCCUCUUCAGAACCAACCUCACCUCCACCGUGACACACAAGAUUCUUCCACAUCUGAGGCAGCACUUGAUUGAUCUAGGCGAUGCGAGCCAUGAUGUUGCUAUAGGAGAUGAGAAAUCGUAUCUUUUUCUUGUGUGAGGUUCUCUGAUGGCUACCCAGCAAAGAACAUAGCUGCCCAUCCUCUCAUCACAGAUGCAGUUUGGGAUUCCAGCAUUUCCCCCUCACCCACCGACUGCUGAGGAACAAAUUCCAGAUCCAUAAGGAACAUAAAUAGUUAUUUUCUUUACAAGUUCACUUCCUUAAAAAUACCAUUCAGAAAAAAAAAUUUAAAAAAUGAAAGGGGGCUCCUAAGAACACUUGCUGCUCUUUCAGAUGACCUGAGUUCAAUUACCAUGAUCUAUACCAGGUAGCUCACCUGCAACUCCAGCUCCAAGGAAUACCAUACUCUCUUCCAGCUUCCUCAGGCAUCCACAUGCAUGUACACACACACUUUAAAAAUAAAAUGUAAUAAUAUUAUUUAAAUCUUCUAUAUGUAGUUCUGUUUAAGUAAACCAGGCAGAUUAUGUGAAAUCUGUUUGUUCAAUGUUAAGAGGAAUUUUCUCAUAAUUGAAGCUAAUUAUAAAUACAGCUUGUUAUUAUUACCUUGCUAUUAAUAGGCAAGUGUCCUCUCAAAUAUUGGCUAUUGGACAGAAUGAUACUGUUCUGAAUGUUCUAGACUAUCAGAUGUGAGCUAGUGUGUUUGAAACAUUGAACAUCUGGCUCUAAGCCAGUGCCUAGUCUGAGGAACUUACCACUUGGUGAGCUUCCUGGUGACUAACAUAUAGUAAAAAUUAAAAAUACUGGUCUAAACUCUCCUGAAAUACAAGUUUACAUUUUAUUGAUGUGUAUAUAAAUGGACCAGCAUCUAAAACCCAUAAAAGAGAGCCAUGAGUCUGUAGUCACAUGUUCAUAAGCUUGCUUAACCCCAAAGUUAAGUUAGUCUCCAACUUUCAUUCAAAUCAUGCAUUUCACAGAGGAUCUUAAGAAGGUAGACAUUCAGAACUCUGACUUCAAGAUAUAGUCUGGAUGGUCCUUGCUGCGUGACCUCAGGCAGUUAGUUAUUUGACACCUCUGAGUUUCAGUUUAUUCAUCUAAACUUAGGGCUUACACCACAUCUAACUUGCAGCACCUCAGAGAAUUACAGAAGCAGUUUAAGUGAGAGCCCACUGCCUGGCACGUACAAGGAAUACUAAGCAAAUGCCAAUGUAUCCCCCUGGCCUUCACCUCCAGGUCCUCUCCCACUUCCCUUCCCUUCAUGCUCUCAGUUUCUUCCUCCCCACACUCUUCUACUCUUCCUUACCUCCAGCAGCCUCCGCCCCAGCUCUUUUUUCUCCCCUGACCUUCCUUCUCUUUUCCCUUUCCCUCUGCCCUCCUCCUGUCCUCUCUUAUUCUCUGUUCCUUGUCUUAGGCUAGUGUUUGAAACAUGAGACCAAAACAUGUCUUUUCUUCACAGAUCAGAACACAACUUUCAACACAUCACAAGCCCUUACAGUGCCGGGACCCAGGCCAGCACUCACCUGUAAUAAAGAAAUUUGUAACGGAGGCAACAAAGAUAGAAAAAAAUCUAUAAUACUUGCUCCCAGCCUCUUUAGCCCCAAACCAUGUGGCCUUGGGUUUAUUUGAACAAGCUGUAUUUUGCAAACCUCUUUACAAUUACAUAGACUCAUGGAAUUUACUCAUUAAGAGGAAUGGGUUCCAUAAACACAUGCCAUUUUUUUCUAUUGCUCAUUUUCAAAUUUCUCUUAGGAUAUUUGCUAUUGCUUCGGAGUUCACAGAAGUCAUAUCCACUACCCUAGGCCAUAAAAAAAAAAAAAAACCUGUAUAGAUUAAGAAAGUCCUUAGGAGUUUCUCAGUGGUAAGUGGUUGUGACCCUCAGAGCUGAUGAAACACUCAGCAGUUCACAGGAAAGCCUUCAAAGCUCCCCCUGAAACCCCAGGAAGCCAGUGGGUACCUCCAGAAGGAAUGAGUAAAAUGUCACUCCCUGCAGCUAGUGUCCUGAAAGAACUUGUCCCCUGGGUUCCAUCUUUCAACAGAGCUGAAUAAAUAGCUCUUGAAAGAUGUUAAGGCAGGCCAACAAGGCAGAGACACCCUACAUCCACACCUGUUCUUUCUAGCAAUUAAUAUGCUAUACAUUCUAAAAAGAAAGAAAAAAAGACAGGUAAGCAAAAUAUAGCUUGAAGGUAAAGCAUUUUCCUCUUGGGCUGUUUCCUUCUGGCUUAGGUUUCUCCAUUUGGAGAGAAGAGCCUGGGACUAGAGGGAAUAGAGGGAAUUUUAUGCUAAAGUUGAUUAAGUCUCUAGUCUCUCUCUCUCUCUCUCUCUCUCUCUCUCUCUCUCUCUCUCUCUCUCUCUCCCUAGUUGUCUUGAAAAAGUAAAAUGUGUAUGAUGCAUAUGGGCACAACAAAGAAUAA